CCGGGGGAGGCGCCGCCCCCGGCGGCUCCCCACAGGGACGGGCCGGAGCGGCCGCCGCCGCGGUGUCGGGCUGAGUCAGCCGCCCCCGCCCCGCCCAAGAUGAACAUCAUGGACUUCAACGUGAAGAAGCUGGCGGCCGACGCGGGCACCUUCCUGAGCCGCGCCGUGCAGUUCACAGAAGAAAAGCUUGGUCAAGCAGAGAAGACUGAACUGGAUGCUCACCUGGAGAACCUUCUCAGCAAAGCAGAAUGCACUAAAUUGUGGACAGAAAAAAUAAUGAAACAGACAGAAGUAUUAUUACAACCAAAUCCAAACGCUAGGAUAGAAGAAUUUGUUUAUGAGAAGCUGGACCGCAAAGCACCGAGUCGUCUGAAUAAUCCGGAGUUACUAGGCCAGUAUAUGAUUGAUGCAGGGAAUGAUUUUGGCCCAGGGACAGCUUAUGGAAAUGCACUCAUUAAAUGUGGAGAAACGCAAAAGCGAAUUGGGACAGCAGACAGAGAAUUAAUUCAAACUUCUGCGAUAAACUUUCUCACUCCCUUAAGAAACUUUAUUGAAGGAGACUACAAAACUAUUACUAAAGAACGUAAACUAUUGCAAAACAAACGGCUAGAUCUGGACGCAGCAAAAACCAGAUUGAAGAAGGCAAAAGUUGCAGAAGCUCGAGCUGCAUCAGAACAGGAAGUACGAAUUACUCAGAGCGAAUUCGACCGUCAAGCAGAGAUUACCAGACUUCUGCUGGAAGGCAUCAGCAGUACACAUGCGCAUCAUCUUCGCUGUCUGAAUGAUUUUGUUGAAGCUCAGAUGACGUAUUAUGCACAAUGUUACCAGUAUAUGUUGGAUCUCCAGAAACAACUUGGAAGCUUUCCAUCUACCUUCCUGUCUAACAAUAAUCAGUCUUCCUCAGCCCCUGUGCAAAACGUUUCUGCUCCCUCAGUCUUGGCCUCAGCCUCUGCUUCAUUGCCUUCAGUAACCAAUUCAAUAGUUACUUCAGGCUUCAGUGAACUGAAGUCAUUAAGUGGCAGCAGGAAGGCAAGAGUUCUCUAUGAUUACGAUGCUGCAAACAGCAGUGAAUUAUCACUACUUGCAGAUGAGGUGAUAACAGUAUACAGCAUCCCUGGCAUGGAUUCAGACUGGCUGAUGGGUGAAAGGGGAAAUCAGAAAGGCAAAGUGCCUAUUACUUAUCUAGAACUGCUAAACUGAAUGGUUGGCUUGAAUAAAGACUGUCAAUUAUGGUGACAACAUAUUUAUAUACAAUUAAUGUAAUGUAAGCAGGUUUAAGUGUCUUCCAUGUUACUGUCUUAAGGGACAAAUACCAGCCAUUACAAGCUGGCUCUUCUGCCAGCAUGGUUGCAUGGUAAAUACUCUAUUCAAGCUUAAUGUGUUUAAAACUUUUACUUCAUGUGCCAAGAACAUGUUUCCUACAGUUUUGUUUCUACUGAAGUUUUCACUAAUACAAGCUUCUACUUUUGAGUAAUCUAGAUUGAAAGCAGGAGGUACUGUUUUCUACUGAAAUUUUUCAUUAAUGGCAAGCUUUUCUUCACAUAAAAUAAACUUAUUGUGAAUUGA
Rhea pennata is the source of this 1566-nucleotide messenger RNA. RefSeq names its product SH3 domain containing GRB2 like, endophilin B1 (gene SH3GLB1). Gene Ontology annotation, cellular component: cytoplasm; membrane. Lineage: Eukaryota; Metazoa; Chordata; Aves; Rheiformes; Rheidae. The record is from RefSeq and is a predicted model, not a curated record. Gene Ontology annotation, biological process: membrane organization. Gene Ontology annotation, molecular function: protein binding. Bases 100 to 1200 code for a protein of 366 amino acids. The transcript has 9 exons.